GGAGCAUCCAGGGCGGCCACCGCGGCAGCGGCUGAACUUUGCUCUUUCGCGGGAGGCGGGGAGAGCCCUGGGGCUCGGCGGAGCGGGUCCCCGCCGGACCCGGACCGGCACCGGGCUGCAUGCAGCGGCGGCGGCGGCGGGGCCCGUAGGGGCGAGGGCGGGCCGGGGCAGCGCCGCCGCCUCCUCCUCCUCCUCCUUCCCUGCCGGUGCCGCGGAGCGGAGAGCCACCGGGGGCGGGCAGCGGCGGCCCCCGCAUGCGGCCGAGCCCCGGGGCGGCCGCCGCGCCCGGAGCCGCCCGCGCCCCGCGGGGGGAUGCGCCGCGCCGCGCCCCCGCUCCCGCCGCCGCAAAGUUUCCGCGGAGCCCCCCCGUUAACGGGGGGGGGGGAGCCCUGGGAGAGAGAGCGGGGGGAGGACGGACAAAACCCCCCCUCAACCCCCUAAAAAAACAUAAAAAUCCCAAACCGGCCUCCACCCCCCAAAAAACUUGCUUAACUCGUUCCGGGAGGCGCCGGGCGCCGCGCACCGGGCCCCGCUCCAUGCGGCGGCGGGGCCGGUGCUGAGCCCCGGGGCCGCGGAGCCAUGGCCAUGGUGGCCGGUGGCUGGGGCGAGCCCAACGGCGGCGGCGGCGGCGGGGAGGAGGCGGUGUCCCCGGCGGGCGGCGGCAGCGACGCGGAGCACGGCGAGGAGGAGCGGGCCGGGGCGCCGGUGGACUGCGUGGUGUGCGGGGACAAGUCCAGCGGGAAGCACUACGGGGUCUUCACCUGCGAGGGCUGCAAGAGCUUCUUCAAGCGCAGCAUCCGCAGGAACCUCAGCUACACCUGCAGGUCCAACCGUGAUUGCCAGAUUGACCAGCACCACCGCAACCAAUGCCAGUACUGCCGCCUGAAGAAGUGUUUCCGCGUGGGGAUGAGGAAGGAAGCUGUGCAGCGGGGCCGGAUCCCCCCCACCCACUCCAGCACCAGCCCCAACGCCUUGCCCAGUGGGGAAUACUUCAAUGGGCAGCCGGUGUCGGAGCUCAUCUCACAGCUGCUGCGGGCUGAGCCCUACCCUGCCGCCCGCUAUGGCUCACAGUACGCACAGCAGGGCAGCGUCAUGGGCAUUGACAACAUCUGCGAGCUGGCCGCCCGCCUCCUCUUCAGCACAGUGGAAUGGGCCCGGAACAUCCCCUUCUUCCCCGAGCUGCCUGUCUCCGACCAAGUGGCCCUGCUACGGCUCAGCUGGAGCGAGCUCUUCGUCCUCAAUGCGGCGCAGUCAGCGCUGCCGUUGCACAUGGCUCCACUACUGGCGGCUGCCGGCUUCCACGCCUCCCCCAUGUCAGCCGACCGCGUUGUCUCCUUCAUGGACCAGAUCCGCAUCUUUCAGGAUCAGGUGGAGAAGCUCAACCGGCUCCAGGUAGACUCGGCCGAGUACAGCUGCCUGAAAGCCAUUGCGCUCUUCACGCCCGAUGCCUGUGGCCUCUCGGACCCGGCGCACGUGGAGAGCUUGCAGGAGAAGGCGCAGGUGGCGCUGACCGAGUACGUGCGCUCGCAGUACCCCUCGCAGCCCCAGCGCUUCGGCCGGCUCCUACUGCGACUGCCAGCUCUCCGCGCCGUGCCGGCCGCCCUCAUCUCCCAGCUCUUCUUCAUGAGGCUGGUGGGGAAGACGCCCAUCGAAACACUAAUCAGGGACAUGCUGCUGUCUGGGAGCACCUUCAACUGGCCCUACGGGACAGGGCAGUAAGGGACGGAGCCUGUCCCCCACCCUGGGGACACCCAGCAGCCAGACCUGGAUUCCCUCCAGCACCCUGAGAUGGUACCGUCCCCGGGGAGCCCCGAACUGUGCUGGCCCCCACCCUGCAGCCGCCUUGUAGCUCGUCUGUCUGCCACAGUGGCAGGGGCUGCGCCCUCCAGAAGCAGUGGGGGCAUGGCAUUGUCCUCCUGAACCCCAAGGUACUGGCCGUGCCACCGCUGUCACACACCGAACUCUUCUGUACCUCUGUGAAGUGGAGCUCCUCGGACCCCCAGUCCCCCCUGGGAACCUCGGAGCAUCCUGGGGGCUGGUCCUUCGCUCUGUCCCUGCAUUGGAGCCAGGCUGGAGCCUGGGGAGGGGGGUGCCGUCCUCUGCUGCCCCCUCUGAAUCUGAAUUCCAGAUGACAGGAGGCUGGGACAGGUGAUGGGAGGCAUGGGACCAGCCAGGCUGAAGCGUGGUGGAACCCCAGCUGUGCAGAGCCAUCUUCUGCAGGGUCCAGUUGUGGGGACCCCUGGCUCUGUCCCCCUCCCUGUCCUGGCAAUCAUGGCAAAAGGGUCAUUGUAAAGCCCCUUUGUCCCUGCCCAGGGGCUGCCCCUGCCCACCUGGGCCAUAUCCAGCUUCAAGGACUGAAGCACCAAGCUUGGAGCAGCCCUUUUUUGGGGACAGAUCUUGUCCCCACCUGGUUCCAGUGCCCCCCUGCACUUUCCACUGAAGCAUCUCCACUGCUGGGGCACGGGGAGGGGCUGGGGAUGGCUGACAGGGGCCAUGCACCAUGCAGGAUGCAAACCAAGGGGUCUUUUUUGGGUGCUGCACAGCACCCAGCCCUUCUCCCCAGGCUCAUUCCUCACUGUCUUGCUUGGUGCUUUGCCCCCUCUCCAGGCCAGAUCCAGCACCUACCACCAUCCUCAUGCUGGUGGGUGGUUGCCAGCAUCCCCCUCCCCAUGCUCACUAUGUUCCUGUGCCUCAUUAUUUUUUGUAAGCCAGGUUUGGGGGAGAGAUGCUGGAGGGGGCUGGGGAACAGAAUCAGGCUGGAAAGAGGUGAUGCUGGUGUGUGGGCUAAGCCGUGCCAGAGGAGGGGCCACACGAGGGGCAGAGCCACCCUGGAGGGACGAGGGAUGCCCUGUGGCCUCUGAUCCUGUGCCAGCGGUGCCGCCAGCCUGGGAUCAGGUGCCCAAGGGUUGUCCCCUGGGCUCUGCUUCUCAGGGGUAUCCACCGUGCAAACAGACGGAGGCAGGAUUAGCCAGGGAUUUGUCAUUUAGAUUGAUUCACUGAAAAUAUAAUCCUUGUUCAAUGAUACUAAACAAAUUAACUGAAGUCAAUAAAAGAUGUUUCUUACAA
Falco peregrinus (peregrine falcon) is the source of this 3066-nucleotide messenger RNA. RefSeq names its product nuclear receptor subfamily 2 group F member 6 (gene NR2F6). The transcript has 4 exons. Gene Ontology annotation, molecular function: zinc ion binding; nuclear receptor activity; RNA polymerase II cis-regulatory region sequence-specific DNA binding. Bases 580 to 1719 code for a protein of 379 amino acids. Gene Ontology annotation, biological process: cell differentiation; anatomical structure development; negative regulation of transcription by RNA polymerase II. The record is from RefSeq and is a predicted model, not a curated record. Lineage: Eukaryota; Metazoa; Chordata; Aves; Falconiformes; Falconidae.